Molecule: messenger RNA, 8374 nt
Organism: Silurus meridionalis
Lineage: Eukaryota; Metazoa; Chordata; Actinopteri; Siluriformes; Siluridae
Gene: smarcd3a
Product: SWI/SNF related, matrix associated, actin dependent regulator of chromatin, subfamily d, member 3a
Exons: 14
Coding region: 5605-7035 (476 amino acids)
Biological process (GO): regulation of transcription by RNA polymerase II
Cellular component (GO): SWI/SNF complex; nucleus
Source: RefSeq, a predicted model, not a curated record
UGUGUGUGUGUGUGUGUGUGUGUGUGUGUGUGUGUGUGUGUGUGUGAGAGAGAGAGAGAGAGAGAGAGAGAGAGAGAAAGAGGGUGAGAGCAUGCUGCAUAAGCAUAUUAAUGUAUUCUGGAGACAGACAGAGUACUCGAAGGAUUGCGAUGCCAAGGUUUUCCUUUAGAAUUGUAUUUGAAAAGGAUUGAGGAGAGAGGGGGAGGUAGAGGGGGAGGAAAAGAUGAAGCGUUGAGGGACAGAUGCUGGUGCAGGUCACUGUGAAGAAAUGUUGGAAAAGUGGGCAGAAACUGAUUCGGGUUUCUGAUGCCAGUUUAAUGCAGAUUCACUUGUCGGAUAUUGUACAUCGCUGCCAGGAAAGUCUUGGAGUAUGUCUGGGCAGUUUGUCAGGAUGUUUUAGAAUCUAAAACGAUUGCUUAGGAUUAAGUGAAAUGUCUGUUUUGUGGUUCGUGCUGUUUUUUUGUGCAGUGUAUCACAAACUCUAUGGCAAUUGCAAACAGUGAGAGUGUGUGUGUGUGUGUGUGAGAGAGUGGGUUUUGUGUCUCUCCCCCCCCCGAAAUGAAUUUCUAAUAUCGUCAGAAUCGUUUCUCUGCAGCACUGCAGCAGCCGUCAGAGAAAAGCGUAGGAUCAGAACAGUAAAUUAUUGCAUGUGAAAGUUUAGCCAGGGCAAGAUAUUAGGGGAGAGUGAGCCAGGCCUCGUGCCGCUUCACAGGGAGGUUUCUGGUUUCGCCCCGGCAGACUGCACCUCCUCUGUUUAGUCUGCUCCAAGCAUAAACUUUUCCACUGAGAGUUCUUACGGCUUACGAUCAAACUGCCCGUGCCGGUGUUGAAUGAAUCGCUGUGCAUUUUUUUUUGUACCCUUUUUCUUUUUUCUUGAAACAAAAUUUUUGAAGGAAAAAAUUGGAAAGGACCAAAUUCCAUUGAACCUGAUAAUACAUGGCCAGCGAGAUACAAUAAAUGGACUGUUAUACACUGUUUCUAUUUUAACAUCCUAUUCCACAUUUAGUCCCGAUUUACUGUUAUAAUAACCUUCUCUCUUCUGGGAAGAUGUUUCAUUAGAUUUUGGAGUGUGGCUAAGGAGAUUAUUUCUCCUUGAGCCUUAAGGGUGUUAGUAAAAUCAGUUACUGAUGUAGAUUGAGGAGGGCUCGGGUACAGUCAGCGUUCCAAUUCAUCCCAAAGGUGUUCAAUAAAGUGAGAUAAGUGAGAUAAGAGAUGGCUUCAUAGAGCUGACUUUGUCUCAGGUGUCCUAGUCCAAGUAAAUGGAAAAAUUAAUGCUACUGCAUCCGAAAACAUCAUAUACAAUUGUGUGCUUUCGAAUUUUGUGGUAACAGUUUGGGGGGGGGGAACAAACGGCUGGAAAGUGCAGGUAUUUCAAUACUUUUGUCCAUACAGUGUAUGUUUGUGUCUGUCAGAAAAACCAAUGUACUACGUAUAUUUCACAGUCGGUACAAGCAAGUGACAUGAAGUAAAUCACAGAACAGUCAGUGAAAACUGUUUCUAAUAAAACCACAAUAAUGCUAUGGUUUCGUUCACAAAAUUGGCACACUUCCUCCACACAUACUGUCUGAUUUUCACGGCCCACCUUGUUGACAAGUGAAAUUACAAUUGAAAGGUUUUCGGUAUAAGCGGAGACCGAAGCUUGACGACGACAAAAACACACUUAGAAACGAAGGCAUCACUGUAACUCUCAUCGCUAUGCCAGAUUCAUACUUGUUAAGACCUUGAUUUUCCAUUUUCAAUUUGGCAAGCCGCUGUGCACAUAAAUGCAAAGGCAAAUACCCCGUUCUCGAAUGAUGUGCACUCGUAUGCGAAUGUGCGAUCGGAAAAACACAUGAUUAGCUUCAUUGAAAUAACUGAUACACUUCCAUCUUUGAGUUUCUUUUCUGUUACCACCUCUUAUAACAGCAUGGAAGAUGAAAUGCUUUAAAAUCUGUUUGUUUUGUCUGGUUCUCUGCAGGCAUGGGCAAUAUGAUGUUACAUUGAUUUCAUGAGGAUGUUGUGAUGGCUUUUAUCAUAACACUUGAAAUAAAUGUAUUUAGUAACAGGUACAAUAUUUAAUGGUUAAAUAUUGAAGGUUUUCCUCACAAGUAUGUAGGUUCGGAAAGACUCUGAAAAGUCUGUUUAGUGUAGGAAGGUUAGGAAUUAUCUACAUAAAUAGAGUUUCAAGUUUCUUGGCAUGCACAUCAAGUGCUAAGAAUCUCUAUAGAUUGACGUGUUUGUGCUAGAGUUUUACACUCCUGCCCAGACACAGUGCAGAAUGAUAAAUGUGUUCUUACAUUGUACAAAAGCCUGAAAAAACGUUGAACACAGACAAAAGGCCGUAAAAAAAUGAUUAGUGUGUUCUAGAGAUGUGUAUCUCCAUAACUGAGGGCAAUGUGAUUCGCAUCUCGAUGCAUAGACGAUGAUACGAUACAUUUAAUAAACAUAUAAAGCUGUUACCGAUGCGAUGCGAUACAGCUCUACCUCUGCCAUGUUAAUAUAUAUUCUAUGUGAGUUUCAAGACACAGCUGUAGUGUUGCGAUACGUCAUAUUCCUUGGUCACAAAUUAUUGGUCUCUUUCUAAAUAAUUAAAAGUGUGGCGCAUCUGCUAAUUAUAAAAUAUUAGUACAGCGUUUUUUUACCGAUGCAAUAUGUUACAAAAACGCAUCUUGAUACAAAUGCCAACGAUGCACACUUUAAAAUCGAUGUAUCAUAACUUUUAUGUCGAUGCACAGGUGAAUUUUUCUAUCCCUAAUGUGUUAUAAUCAAGUAAAUAUUAGAAUAGAAGUGUAAUCAUGUAAACAUUCCUGUUUAAGUUCAUCUCUCGGUUACUGAAAAGCAGAAGAGCGAGUGGUGCUUCAUCAUUAGUGCUAUUUUUGUAAUGAGCCUUCCGUGGCAGCCCGGUGCUGUUCCUGAUGCCCGGUCCAACCUCCCUCUGUGCUUCAAACUUCCACUGCGACCUUGAGAGUUGUUGCCACUUCAUGCUGUGUCCACAUGUUCACGGCCCACCGCUCUGUGCCCUCCCGCAGGCGCUGGGAUUGAACUGACCCAGGGUACCCUGGGGUUCGGUCUACUUUGGGAAGGGUGAACGGGUCAGGACAGGAGGGUCACUGCACCAUGUCUGGCAGUGGUGCAUUAUGGUGAGCACGGGAGCUGUGAGCUUUGGCGCCAGUUCCAAAUGCUCUCACAGCUUCUCCUGACGUCCUGCGAGUUCCAGUGACUUUGAGCUGGUGUGUGAGUCAUAAGUGACUAAUUCAGCUGUUCAGUGUUUUUAAACAAUAAUUGUGUAGGUGACUUUUUGUGUCGCAGGACACGAAAAAAUGUGGCCGGUGAUGACUUUUCUAGAAUGCACCAUAAAAAACCCACACUGUAAAAACUUUCUUUAUAGGACGUAUGUCAUGUUUUCAAAGCAGCGUCUUUUCUUCAUUACUGAGGAUUACUUUAAAGCAGUAUUUAGAAUUUAAAACCCUAACUAAAAUAAAGCACGUUAUAGAUGAAUGAAGGGAUUAUGAAGAAGAAGACAGAUAAUAUAACACUACUAAUUCCAAGGUGGGGGGAUUCUAAUGUUACAGCAGCAUUCAAGAUACAAGACAGAAUAUUAAGCAAGAGAAGUGGAAGGAAAGUAUUAAAAUGAAAUUUAAAUACAUAUGGCCAAAUACACUUGUAUCUAAAUUUACUGUAAAAAAGCAAAAAAAAAAAAAAAAAAAAAGCGAAGGGUCUGCAGGUUGAAAAAUGUUGUUGAGAGGGUUCAGACGAGAAUGACCAGACUGGUCUGAAAUGACAGAAAGUCUAUAGUAAUUAAAAUAAGCACUCUACAACCAUAGUAUGUGGAAAAUCAUUCCAAAAAAUUACAAACCCUGAAUGAGCUAGAACAGCAGAAAAUCACAUCAGGUUCCACUCCUUUCAGCCAAGAACAAGAAUCUGAGUAUAUUACAGGCACCGAUUCAGUGAAACUGGGUACUUAAAUACCAGAAAGAAGACCAGGUGAUUUUUUUUUUGACUCUGUACCCAUCAGAUUCCUUUUCUUGCUUAACAGGAGUAGAAGCCAUUGUGGUCUUUUGCUGUUGCAGUCCAUCCACUUUACAGUUAGAUGUUUUGCAUGUUGAGAUGCUUUUCAGCACACCCCGGUUGUAAAGAGUGAUUAUUUGAGUUAUUGACUAUAGAAACUUCUAAAAUCCUCCAACCAGGCAAUCUAGCAGCAACAACCACACCAUGGUUAAAUGAACAAAGAUGACACUUUUUUCCAUAUUCUGAUAUUUAAUGUUUUUCAUGCUGUCAUAAGGAGUCCAAGGAGUCUAUGUAUUUUUUCUGUCAAAAUAGUGUAUUGGAAUUUGGAUCUAAGAAAUAAACAUAAAGUGUAAUACAUUGUACACUCUAUUGUACACUCUUGUGAAACUGUGGUUAAGACUUUUCAAAGAAGAAAUCUAUAGAAAUGGUAGUUUCCUCCCCAAAAAAGACAAAGAAAUCUAUAGUGUAAUGGAUAUAGUCGGAUGAUAAAUUCCUAUAUUACUAUGAAAAAGAAAAAUACACACUGAGCUGUUCAGACAAUGAAACAGCAGAAUGAUUGUUCAGUUGCUUCGUGUCACCAGGCUGCCUUUGCUUAAGCUGCAGUAUGAUCCUGCUUCAGUCUUGCUGCAGCUGUUGCUUUUGAAAUGACAGGGACAGGUGUGUGUGGCCGUGACCUAGAUCAGCGCUCGGUAGCGGAAGGCCAAUACACGACUGAACUGCACAGCUCUCGACCUAGUGAAACUACAGUGAAACUGUAGAGCUGUACAGUGCGCCGUGUCUAUGCGCACUUAUGUUCAGGUAUUUUUAUUUAUAGCAUGCAGGCAUUAUAUAAAUGUUUAAAUUAUCCACUGAACAAUUUUAAUCCCCGAUGGUUCAAAUUUUUAAUCUUACAAUGGCGAUAAUAAUACAACAAAAUUGUAUAUUUUACAUUUCGUGCCGCAGGCAAACGUAGCCUCCACUCGUAAAGUCCACCGUAAGAUAGGGGGACAACCUGUAUUCAAAAAUAUACAGGCCAUGCAUUUCACCACCUUCAGUGGUGUCCUACCUGAGUCAAUCCACCUCUUAAUUCACCUCUCAACAUCAUUAUGACGCUGCAUCACAGACGGGUUUUUCAUGCAGUGAGCAUGAAUGUCAUUACUAACGCAAGAAACCUAAUUAACACAAUUCAAGUCUCCUUUCACUGUAGCCACAGCCGCAUUGCCUCAUCAUAUAUACAGAUAAUAGAUCAUACAUACAUUAGAUAAUACAUAAUCUCAAACAGAAGCAUCGAUAUUCACCUCAUAAAAGUACCCCGGGGUUUCUGUGCAUGUUUGGGCAUUUUUCCAGGCAUUGCGAUUUGAAAUGAAGGCAAACUGGCAUUCAGUCAAAGCAAGUGAAAAUGCCAACAUGUUCUGAAGCCUGUGAACUGUGAUGGUUGUGGUAAAAAAAAGCCUGCCGUGCUCAUAGUGGUGGCCUUACAGCAACACGUAAGGUGACGGCUACAAUCUGAUCGGAUAGAAACACGUAUACAGACACUCGUGUCUAGGAGCAGCGCACCAGAGAGAUACGCUUUGAUAACAUUGGGAAUAAUUGAAGAUAUAUUCAUGGGAAAAAAAACUGGAUAUAAACCGUCCAGGUAUGACCUCAGGGGCUCGGAUGCCCCACCAAGGUGCCCCUAUGGGUCCACCCGGUCCCCCAUAUGGUGGAACACCCCCGAUUCGGCCUGGGAUGCCCAACACCACACUGGACCCAAACCGCAAACGGCCCACUACUACACCACCGGUGCAAGCCACGCCCGUCCAGACCCGGCCUAGAAAGAAACCACUGGGAUUCCAAGGAGCCAAUGAUGUUUCUGCAAGACCGCUGGACUUGCGAGAGGUCCAAUCUGAGCCAGCAAUUGGAUCCAAUGCCAAGAGAAGGAAAAUGGCAGACAAGAUUCUCCCUCAGAGGAUUCGUGAGCUGGUGCCCGAGUCGCAGGCGUACAUGGACCUUUUGGCUUUUGAGCGCAAACUGGAUCAAACUAUUAUGAGAAAGCGGGUGGAUAUUCAAGAGGCGCUCAAGAGACCGAUGAAGCAAAAGCGCAAGCUCCGACUGUACAUCUCGAACACCUUUAACCCCGCCAAGCCUGAUUCGGACGACUCAGAGGGCAGCAUUGCAUCCUGGGAGCUGAGAGUAGAAGGCAAGCUGCUAGAUGAUCCUGGAAAGCAAAAAAGGAAGUUUUCUUCAUUCUUCAAGAGUUUGGUUAUUGAGCUGGAUAAGGACCUGUAUGGCCCCGAUAACCACUUAGUAGAGUGGCAUCGCACUCCCACAACCCAGGAGACGGAUGGCUUCCAGGUGAAGAGGCCUGGAGACGUGAAUGUUCGGUGCACACUGCUUCUAAUGCUUGAUUACCAGCCACCCCAGUUUAAGCUUGACCCUCGGCUUGCACGUCUGCUGGGCAUUCACACCCAGACCCGCUCCUGCAUCAUCCAAGCCCUGUGGCAGUAUGUCAAGACAAACAAGCUGCAGGACUCCCACGAAAAGGAAUAUAUAAACUGUGACAAGUAUUUCCAGCAGAUCUUCGACUGCCCACGUCUGAAAUUUAGUGAGAUUCCUCAGCGGCUCACUAACCUGCUGCUGCCCCCCGACCCAAUUGUGAUCAACCAUGUCAUCAGCGUUGACCCCAAUGACCACAAGAAAACAGCCUGUUAUGACAUCGAUGUCGAGGUGGAUGAUCCUCUAAAGACCCAGAUGAAUGGUUUUCUGCUUUCAACGGCAAAUCAGCAGGAAAUAGCUUCACUAGACAACAAGAUCCACGAGACCAUUGAAUCCAUCAACCAGUUGAAGAUUCAAAGAGACUUCAUGCUCAGUUUUUCCAGAGAUCCCAAAGGUUACAUCCAGGACUGGAUCUGUUCACAAAACCGAGACCUCAAGCUCAUGAUGGAUGUGGUGGGAAACCCAGAGGAGGAAAGAAGAGCAGAGUUUUAUAACCAGCCUUGGUCUCAAGAAGCUGUGAGUCGCUACUUUUACUGCAAGAUCCAACAACGAAGACAAGAACUCGAACAGGCCUUGGCGAUGCGCACCACUUAAACUUCUCAUCGGUCCGGAGCGAAACUUACCAGCACACUUAUUGGUCAAAUAAUGACAGGAAUUUUAAUCUAGUUAAAAAAUCUGAAACAUACUGGACAAUUUUUCCCGGUAUCCUUGAACAAUAUAAAUCACUGGCAACUGGCACUCUUUGUUAUUUAUUGAACAUUUUGUAUAUGGCAUUACAGUUUAACGUUGAGUUUGUAAGUAUUAUCAAAAAUGAAUACAAAUAAAAGACUUUUAUGGAAAAUUCCUAUGCUACAAACCAGAGGAAAACAGAGCCAAAAAUUUUGCUGGCUUUUUUCUUUCUGAGGGAAUGUUUUGUAUUUGCAAAAAAAUAUCGUCUCUUUUGGGUAAGAAUGAGUUUGAACCUUGGAUAAAAGGGAAAGAAAUGUGUACUGUGAAGUUCCGCUGUUAUUUUUAUGUUUGUUUCGUCAACAGUAUUUGGUAUUAGUGUAUGUGAAUAUGUGUUAACAGUACUGGAUAUUUUGAGUAUCACUUUAGAUUCUGCUUUGUCUUCGUUCAUCUGCUGUGUGUCCGUGAACUGAAGCACUGUGUAAACCUCUCUAUAGGUCUUAACAGAACAUUCACCAUGGCCGAGGCUUCACUAGGCUAAAACUUGCCUGCUUUCACAUUUCUGUUAAUUAAUACAGCUUGAAAGCCUUUUUACUCGGGUGGUGUGAGCACAUGUUGAGGACCUGAAAGAUGAAAACUUUCAAGAAAGAUACAUAUCCUUUAUCUCACCCCACCACCACCCCCAAACCCCGUGCGCCAUGAUCACUGAUUUCAUUUUUGUCAGCGGCUCUGCCUCGUUGUUGUCAGACAUCUGUUCACACCAGUGCAUGUUGCAUGAGAACAUACAAGCCUGUUUUUAGGAAACAGCUUCGCAUGAACCAGUCAGCAUUGUAACUUCGUUGCCUUAAAAGUUUACUGAGGAUGCAGAUUUAUAAAAAAAAAAAAAAGCAUUUACCAAAGUUUAAAUGUAGGCCAAUUUUUAUUUAGUACCAUUGUUAUAUUUUUUUAUUUUCUGUAGAUAAAGUCAUACUCAGUCACAAUAGUUCAAUGGACUGGUGAUUACCUUUUUACCUAUGAGAUGGAUUACUGAGAUGCUAACUUGGUUUAAAUGAUGUUUCAGUCACCUGCAGUCACAUUUUUUAACAUGGGUACGGUUUAAGUGUGGUGGCAGUGACACUGCUGCGAAAAUGAAUGUCAGAUUUGUUAAUUCUGGGACACCUGGUCCUGUAAUUUUUCUAAGGAUGUUCUUUAUUUAUAGUAAUAAAAAAAUCGUGUUCUCAUGUCACAAACAUUUGAUAAGUGUAAAUUAAUAAAUGCCUUUGUUUCA